AUGAUCGGCGUCAUACUGUCGCUGCAGAAGUCAGAGCCGGACCUGUACACGGACACUUUCAUCGCCGCCCUCGUCGCCAAUCUUCUUGGCGCCGGGACAGAGACGACGUCGACGACGACGGAAUGGGCGAUGGCGCUCCUGCUGAACCACCCGGCGGUGCUAAAGAAGGCACAGGAAGAGAUCGAAAGGCACCUCGGCCUCAGCAGCGAGCCGAGCCGCCUCCUCGACAAGAAGGACCUGCCCCACCUUCCUUACCUCCACUGCAUCAUCAGCGAGACGCUGCGGCUGUGCCCCGCCGCGCCGCUGCUGCUGCCGCACGAGGCCGCCGCCGACUGCAAGCUCCACGGGUACGACGUCGCCGCGGGCACGAUCGUGCUCGUCAACGCGUACGCCAUCCACCGCGACCCGGCGGCGUGGGGACCGGCGCCGGAGGAGUUCAGGCCGGAGAGAUUGGAGCAUGGCAGCGCCGAGGGAAAGUUCAUGAUACCGUCCGGGAUGGGCAGGCGCAAGUGCCCCGGGGAGAGCCUCGCCAUGAGGACCAUGGGCUUGGUUCUAGGCACGCUGGUCCAGUGCUUCGAUUGGACAAGGGUCGGGGACGAAGAGGUCGACAUGGCCGCGAAUUCCGGGACCGUCAUGUUCAAGGCCGUCCCUCUGGAAGCUCUCUGCACACCGCGAGCCGGCAUGGAUACUCUUCUUCAGAAGCUGUAA
This is a messenger RNA of Triticum turgidum subsp. durum (durum wheat), 708 nucleotides long. The record is from the annotation of a GenBank genome assembly. NCBI's taxonomy places the organism in Eukaryota, Viridiplantae, Streptophyta, Magnoliopsida, Poales, Poaceae.